This is a messenger RNA of Pterocles gutturalis (yellow-throated sandgrouse), 918 nucleotides long. RefSeq names its product UPF0762 protein C6orf58 homolog. The record is from RefSeq and is a predicted model, not a curated record. NCBI's taxonomy places the organism in Eukaryota, Metazoa, Chordata, Aves, Pterocliformes, Pteroclidae. The transcript is spliced from 4 exons. The annotation marks the transcript as partial.
GUAUGAAUUACUACCUGUCUGUCAUACCCUUUCUGGGGGCAGUGGAGGCUGGCCUCUUUGGGCAGCUGCAGUACGAGAUAGAGAUAUUGCCACCAGAGGAGCGAAGAACUGAUUUCUGCUAUAGUGUUGCUGACUGCUGGUCUCGGAUUCCCAAGCUCAUGGAUGACUGGAAGGCCUAUUUUGAAUAUCUGUUAUCUGCAGAACACAAAGCCGAGAGCCCUGCAACCUUCUCCUUCAAACUGGAUGAUGCCCUCGGUCUCAUGUGGAGGGCACACGUCGCCUCCAUUGCUUAUGCACUGCCCAAGUUCCAGGACAGCUUAAAAUAUCUCAGUGAUCCAGAAGCAAAUUUCGGUGAAGACUGGGCUAGUGCUGUAGAUUUCAUCGCAGCCACACACUUCCAUACAGAUUUACCAACCACAAACAACUUUCAGGCUUUCCUGCCCCAGAGGAUGCUUGUUGAAGGGGAUGUCCUCCCAUUCAUCUGUGAUUUCAGUCCACAGCAAAAUAGAGUCCUGCUCUCAAUGAAGGCUCUUCACAAAGCAAAUCAACUAACAGGAGGAUUGUUGCUGAAGCUCUGGCAAAAGGCUAUGUCUACCGAAGCAGGAAGAAAAAUGGGCCGAGAACUGAUUGGAGAUUUGGCUUCAAGCCAGAAGUUUGACCCAGUGGGAAUAUAUAAUGAUUUGAAAGGAGCUGAUUUGACAGUGCCCAGUUUCUUGAGAAAAAGCAGUUCCAACAUUGAUUGAUUUAACCUUUUAGCAGAUAUGUGUCUGGUAAUCUGGCCUUGGUAAUUUCUUACAGUAGGAUUUCCUGACUAGCCAUGUGUGUGUCUCUCUCAUAUUGAAUCAAUAUUUUUAUCCUUAUUUUUCCUAAUUAACUCAUUUAUUUAAUUCAAUUCUUGAUAAAUAAAAGGCCUCACAG